AUGGCCUUGGAGAUUGGUGCAGUUCGCGCCUCGGGACCAGCCUGGGAAGAAGCCGCAUCCGUAUACGCCAUCGAGUGGUCCCGGUACGUCCCAGAGGUGUUCAUCUCCUGUGCAGCAGACUGGACCAUCAAGGCCUGGCACACGGACCUUCCGAAGCCCUUUUUAAACAUCGCCACCCACUCU
Messenger RNA from Dibothriocephalus latus, 183 nucleotides. The record is from the annotation of a GenBank genome assembly. Lineage: Eukaryota; Metazoa; Platyhelminthes; Cestoda; Diphyllobothriidea; Diphyllobothriidae.